Camelus dromedarius (Arabian camel) is the source of this 2839-nucleotide messenger RNA. RefSeq names its product RAS related 2 (gene RRAS2). Lineage: Eukaryota; Metazoa; Chordata; Mammalia; Artiodactyla; Camelidae. The transcript has 6 exons. The record is from RefSeq and is a predicted model, not a curated record. Bases 1057 to 1440 code for a protein of 127 amino acids. Gene Ontology annotation, molecular function: GTP binding; GTPase activity; GDP binding. Gene Ontology annotation, cellular component: plasma membrane. Gene Ontology annotation, biological process: Ras protein signal transduction.
UUGGCUAACCGAAUGGUCUUGAUCUAAUAGUUUGUGACCAUAUGUAAUCCUGGUUGUUUUAUAUUUUCUGCUGGUAAAUAGUUCCUUGUUCAUCAAAUUGAAUUAAAUGAAUCACUAUCAUGGUGGCAGCAGAGGAUAACUUGAUUCCUAGAUGCUCCAACACUGGCCUGGGUGUCUAUAUAAAAUGUAACAUAAAAUCCAGACAUUCUUAUGUAAUUCAUACAGAGUGUAUACUCAUAGGCACUAUUUAAUGAAAAUAAGCCUUGGUAAUAGAAGUAUAAAUCCAGGUUCAGGUAGUUGCUGGCCUAUUCCUUCACUGUAGAGAACUCAGGAAAAGCUGUGGAAGAGAGUGCCCUGGUUUGGGUACUCAACCUGUAAGAUUUUCCCCUUAUUCCCCAACCUAAGGCACAAGGCAGGGGCUUUCUAGGGCCCUUGGGUCCCAACUGAUAAUACCAGCUGUAUGUCUGGUGCUGUGUGAUGUCCUGAAGUUACUGAAGGUAAGAUACAAUUUGGUGAGUAUUUUAAGGACACAUAAACACCCAAUCAGAGAACUGUUUAAUAAGUCUUAUAACAAAAAAAUAUACCAGCUGCUGUGAGAGCACAGAAAACUGAUGACUAUCAGAAGAAAGUCAAAGUUUUCACAAAGAGGUAACAUUUGAACUAAGCCUUGAAAAGCAUGAAUUUGCUUGCUGACUGUCAGAUGAGGGGUGGGGAAAAGGGGCAGGAAAGCCAUUUCAGCCACAGGAACAGUUUGGAUAAGUCACAGAGGUGCAUAGCACAGAGAGGCGGGUUCUGCUCAGCAUAGGACGUGUUAGGGGCAAUGGCAGAUGAUGAGACUAGAGAUGAUAGACAAGGCUCGGAUCAUAAAGGACAGGCUGAAGCAUCUGAACUUUAUCUUGUAGGGAAUGAAGAACUACUAAGGAUUUUAAGAAGUCCUAUUUUGUAACGGAUUAUGAUCCAACCAUUGAGGACUCCUACACAAAGCAGUGCGUGAUUGAUGACCGGGCAGCCCGGCUAGAUAUUCUGGAUACAGCAGGACAAGAAGAGUUUGGAGCUAUGAGAGAACAGUAUAUGAGAACUGGAGAAGGUUUCCUGUUGGUCUUUUCAGUCACAGAUAGAGGCAGUUUUGAAGAAAUCUAUAAGUUUCAAAGACAGAUUCUCAGAGUAAAGGAUCGUGAUGAGUUUCCAAUGAUUUUAAUUGGUAAUAAAGCAGAUCUGGAUCAUCAAAGACAGGUAACACAGGAAGAAGGACAGCAGUUAGCACGACAGCUUAAGGUAACAUACAUGGAGGCGUCAGCAAAGAUUAGGAUGAAUGUAGAUCAAGCUUUCCAUGAACUUGUCCGGGUUAUAAGGAAAUUUCAAGAGCAGGAAUGUCCUCCUUCACCAGAACCAACACGGAAAGAAAAAGACAAGAAAGGCUGCCAUUGUGUCAUUUUCUAAGAAUCCCUUGAAUUUUAGCUACCAACUGCCAGGAAAAGCCCUCGUCUUCUCUUCUUAACGGUUUAUGUCACGUUGGUACCUUUCUAGCCUUAGACAAAUGAUCACCAUGGUAGCCUUAGACCAAGAAGCUGGCUAAUCCUUUCCGUGAAGCUCAUCCUAUGGUCAUUUCAAGACAGAUUUAAAGGAAACACUAAGGCUGCUUCAAAGAUACCUGAUUCCUUUAAAAAAUAUAUCUAUAUACACAGACACAUUCUUUUUUAAGGGCUUUUAUUAGGGAUGAAUCAGUUUUGGAACCUAAGCUGUUUGCCAAGUUGGAGUCAGAGGUUGUAAAAUUACUUUUAACUUCUGGAAUCAUAUUGCCUACUGUUACUCUAUAUAGAAACAUAGGGAGUUUUUUUUAAAUGUGAAUUUUUGCCUGUCUCUAAAAAUUUUGAUGUCAACUUCAGUUAACCUUAAGUACACUGAAUUGAAUCCAUAAAAGUGAGACAUCUCAGAUCUUUACUGAUGCUACAGCCUUUGAUUUCCAGUGGCCAAAAUAAGAAAAUACCUAUUGUAUUUAUAGGUUAAAAACUGUGUGUAAAUCCUUCACUAUUACUCCUAUUCUUAAAGAUAAUAUUCUGUGUGGCCAAAUAUUUGGACUCAUUCUGGACUUAAGCAUUUCAGUGUUCUUGGUUUUUUAAUUUAACUCUUUUCACAGCCAUGUUGAGAGUGAAAAUAAAUAAUUUCUGUCUGUCUUCCUUUUCAAGUAUUUCUGGAUAAGGGAUUCAAAAAACUAAAACUGUUUUUGUUUGUAAUAUAAAAUAGGGAAUUGAUCUUUCCAGGGUCAGAGAUGAUUAAUGUUUUUGCUAUAUACUUUUAUACAUUAUUUUCUUAUCAAACUAGUUAACAAGUAUUUUUAUAUGUUUGUAAGCAAAUAUGCUUUCACAGCAUAACUUGUGUAUAUGUAAAGAUAAGUAUUUAAUUCUCACUGUUCACUUUUAACUGACAAAGAAAACAAAGUGAAAAACUACAGAAACUGUGGUAGAACCUUACUUGCUGUCCUGGUCCUGGUUGUACCCAUCUUUGGCCAGUCACAUAACUACACAAGAAACCUUCCCAAAAGAGUACAACAGGAUGACACUGAACUCACUUCUGAUGUUCCCUACUGGAUUUUGGCUGUUCUAUCAAGUAGUCAGUGGUAAAACUUUUAAUUGACAAUUAGUAUAACUGUGGAUGGCUUCUGUUUUUAAUUCUGUGGAUUGUGUUUAAACAAUUCAAAAAUAUGUUCCUAAUUUUGAGAUACUGAGUGGUAUUGCACAGUUGUCACUUUACUGAACGUGUACAACAGUCCUAUGAAGUCUAUAAGGCUUACCCUUGUAUAGCUUCCGGUGCUAGAAUUAAAAUUGAUCUGUUAUCACAA